Messenger RNA from Nothobranchius furzeri (turquoise killifish), 3231 nucleotides. RefSeq names its product sorting nexin 9b (gene snx9b). The record is from RefSeq and is a predicted model, not a curated record. Gene Ontology annotation, cellular component: cytoplasmic vesicle; plasma membrane. Gene Ontology annotation, biological process: cleavage furrow formation; intracellular protein transport; endosomal transport. NCBI's taxonomy places the organism in Eukaryota, Metazoa, Chordata, Actinopteri, Cyprinodontiformes, Nothobranchiidae. Gene Ontology annotation, molecular function: protein binding; phosphatidylinositol binding.
GUUUCUCGCCCUAUCACUGGUCACUCCCUCCUCUGUGCUGUCAGCAGCUCUCUGCGCGGUUCAAACUUCUCCCUGAACAAGUUUCCUCUCCUUUACCCUUCUUUAUUUCCCACCUUGUUCGGUUUUCUUAAACAACAACCCGUUUUUAUAAGUUAUUAUCUGUGUCACGGCGUUGUCCGAGCGGGGCGAAGAGGAGUAUUUUUGUCCGCCUUCAGUUGGAAGAACAGCGGGGACGAAGAGGAGGAGGGGGGGAAAUGACCAGCUGAGGUCUGGAAAUCUUGAAAACCGCUGGGCUUGUUUGGUUUGUUUUUAAAUAAUUAAUCAAUGCUGCCGCCAUGGCGCUAAAGGCACAGGUUUUAUACGACUUCACAGCUGAGCCUGGAAACAAUGAGCUGACAGUGAGAGAAGGUGAGACCGUCACCAUCACCAACCAGAGCAUCGGAGGUGGCUGGAUUGAAGCACAGAACUCAAAAGGGCAGGUUGGACUGGUGCCUGAAGAUUACAUUGAGCUCAAUAAGCAGUUUCCUGCAUUCCAAGGAGCGGGAACCGCCGCACCUACUCCCAGUGUAGGAAACAUAGCAUCGCAGGAUCUAUCCAUCUUCGAUGCAUUUGCACCUGCGUCAACGCCCGCCCAAAACCAGGUGGAUGCUGGGGCCUUGAGUGCCCUGCCGGACUCCCCCGACACCCCACUUUCCCCCUUUCUCUCGUCCCCUGAGGAGGCCAGCAAUGGCAAUGAUCCCUGGUCGGUGUGGAAUGCAGAUUCAUCAGGGGGCUUCAACAACAACUGGGCGUCCAAUCCUGAGGGCACUCCCGCUGACCCCUGGGGGUCUGCAUCGCAGGGCCACCCUCAGGCGUACCAAGGCCCAGGCGCCGAGUUGGACGAGUGGGACGAUGAAUGGGAUGACAUGAAGUCCACUGGCGGUUAUGCAGAAUCCGAGUCAGGAGAAAGUGGAGCGAUACAAAGAGGAGGAACAUCGAUGAAAAUAUCCCUCAAUAAGUUUCCAGGUUUCUCCAAGUCGGGUCCUGAGCUCUACCUUCUCUGCAAGCAGCUUCCAAAAGAAAAAGAGAAAUUGACAAUAUAUAUGGGAGAGGUCGGCCCAGUGUGGUCCUACCCCGACACCCAGCUGGACUGUGUCGUAGCUGAUCCCAAAAAAGGCUCAAAGAUGUACGGCCUCAAGAGCUACAUCGAGUACCAAAUCACCGCCAGUACCACAAAUCGUCCCGUCAAUCAUAGAUACAAGCACUUUGAUUGGCUGUAUGAGAGGCUCCUGGACAAGUUUGGGUCAGCCAUCCCCAUCCCGUCCUUACCGGACAAGCAGGUGACAGGUCGUUUUGAAGAAGAGUUUAUUAAGAUGCGUAUGGAGCGGUUGCAGGGUUGGAUGACCAGGAUGUGCAGACACCCGAUUAUUUCUAGCAGCGAAGUAUUCCAGCUCUUCCUCACGUACAAGGAUGAGAAGGACUGGAAGACGGGCAAGAGAAAAGCAGAGAAGGAUGAGACGGUUGGAGUGAUGAUCUUUAGCACGAUAGAGCCUGAAGCUCCAGACCUGGAUCCUCUAGAUGUGGAGAAGAAAUGUGAACAGUUCAGCCGGUUUACCAAAGCCAUGGAUGACAGCGUGAAGGAGAUCCUGACGGUGGGACAAGAGCACUGGAAGAGAUGCACAGGACCUUUGCCAAAAGAAUACCAGAGAAUAGGAAAAGCCUUCCAAAACAUGUCUACUGUCUUCACCAGCAGUGGAUACCAAGGUGAGUCCACUCUCACUGACGCCUUGACGGCGGCGGGGAAAACGUACGAGGAGAUCGCCCAGUUGGUGGCAGAACAGCCAAAGAAAGACCUUCACUUCCUCAUGGAGACCAACAAUGAGUACAAAGGUCUUCUAGGAUGUUUCCCAGACACCAUCGCAGUUCAUAAGGCUGCGAUCGAGAAGGUGAAGGAGGGGGACAAGCUGGUGGGCACCAAUAAAAUCACCGCUCAGGAAAAAGGCACCAUGGCCAAACGUCUCAGCACCAUGUCUUACGCCUUACAAGCUGAGAUGAACCACUUCCAUAACAACCGAAUCUACGACUACAACAGGGUCAUGCAGUUGUACCUGGAGGAGCAAGUCACGUUUUACGAGACAGUAAAGGCCUCAAAAGGUAGAUUUGAAUGUGUUGAAGUAAACUUUAUGGCUGAAACGUUUCUUUUGGGACUCCGCAGAUCGCUGCCAAGCUGAGACAAGCACACAGCCAGUUCACUACGAUGUGAGCGGCGGCUCACUACAGGACUAAACCGCCCCGAUGGCGUCUGCUCCUUUACUCAUCUUUUCCUGCUUGUGCCAACCGUCGCGCCUCUUCCUGUUGCUUCCCACCGCCGCUCUUACACGAUGAUUGGCUGGAGGAUUGUACAUAAACCCUUUGUUCCGGUUCAUCUUCCUCAGCUUGUAACACAGGAAGUCAUCGUCCUUGUAAACUGUGAUAUUAGAAUCUAAUAGACGAGUUUUAGGGUGAAAACGUCACACCUGACCCUGCUGAAGGAAUGCUAGGCUCUUUUCAGGUAUACAGGAAACGGCAUCUGUCUGCAAAACCUGGUUAAAUGACUUUCUGAUCCCAAAGCUGUUUUCUGAUUUCUCACUGGAGACGACAAAGAAGUUCAUUAAUGUUCAUAAAGCCUGAGUCAACGACGUUUCUUUAUGAAUUCAGACAAAAGCAAAUUAUUGUCCUUUUCAUGUCCACUGCUGGCAGUGCCUUACCCCCUUUUCCCCUCUCGUGUUUCCUCAAAAGCUAACAGGAAACUCCACCUUCUUCCCGCUUUACUUGAAUGGUCUUCCUCCACUUUAAGAAGUGCUCCUAUUAGCUCCAGCCCCUUACUUGUAUCUACAACCACACAGAGUUUCUCUCAUUAUGACAGAAGAAAAUGUGAAAUAAGAACUAGAAUCGUUGUUUGAGGUAAAAGUGUCGACAAUGAUGCCACUUUCUUGCUUUUUGCAUUUUCAAUUGGCUUCUAAUUUUUGUUUUCUUAUUGCUUCAUACAUUUAAAUAUAUAUGCAUAAAUUUAUAUAAAUAUGUAUUCUAAUUGAGCUGUCAGGUGCCUGUUUUUGUCAUUACAAUAUUUUAUGUAUAGAAAUAUAGUGUCAUUGAAUAAGGAGCAACAGUUGAUUUGUUAAACAAUGAUUUGUAUUCACUGGGAUGUCCUCACUGGGGCUGAGUCUAGUUUUGGACGUGGCUCAGAAUAAAAAUCAGUUUGUUGUACAAAGA